Molecule: messenger RNA, 2254 nt
Organism: Strongylocentrotus purpuratus (purple sea urchin)
Lineage: Eukaryota; Metazoa; Echinodermata; Echinoidea; Camarodonta; Strongylocentrotidae
Product: sia-alpha-2,3-Gal-beta-1,4-GlcNAc-R:alpha 2,8-sialyltransferase
Exons: 7
Coding region: 231-1310 (359 amino acids)
Biological process (GO): oligosaccharide metabolic process; N-glycan processing
Molecular function (GO): alpha-N-acetylneuraminate alpha-2,8-sialyltransferase activity
Source: RefSeq, a predicted model, not a curated record
UGUUUUUUCCUCUGUUUGUAAUUUGUAUAUGUUUUUUUUAAAUAUAUCAAUUCAGUAUCAAUUCACUCGUAAAGCCUGCGAGUAUUGAAUAAAAUAAAUCUUGAAUCAUCUUGAAAUCUUCUGUUUGACAAGACUUAGAAGAGCUACCCGUGACAUUUGACUUUCUUACUGAAAUUCACUACUCAAUAUUAUCGUUUUUCCUUUAUUUAUCUCAGACACAACUGUGCAAGAUGCCUAAUUUUGCCAGCUUCAACAGAAAACAGUACCUUUUCGCUCUUCUUCUCGUGUGUUCUGUCAUGUGCUACGUAUACACCAUAAUGAUGUCUCCCGAAGGUCUAGAUUGGUCCAUCACUUACAGGAGAGAUCGAGACGAACAAACAAGUCUAUGGAACUUUAGAGAUAUUGGAGACCAACAACUAUAUCUAUAUGAAAGCGUACUGCAAAAUAAAUGGAGGUCAAACGUUACCAAAAGAGAUAAUAUGAGACAAGAGCUGGCAAACUUUCGUUCGGAGCUGAGUGGCAGCUGGCUGGUUGUUCUACAUCAGGAGAACAUUACAGAGGAGGAAGGAGCCAAGUUUGUAUUCAACCACAAAUUUAAUGGCAUAUCACCAGAACUAUUCAAACAACUCCCAAAGAUUAAUCCUUUAUCUCAUGGAAAGAGAUAUCGCUCGUGUGCAGUUGUUGGCAACAGCGGUACAAUGCUACACAGUGGUUGUGGAAAAGAAAUCGAUAAGCACGAUUACGUAUUCAGAUGCAACAUCCCACCGCUGGUGCCGUUUGAACGAGACGCCGGAACCAAAAGUAACUUUACCACGAUGAACCCGAGUAUAUUGAAUAAAAGGUACCAAAGCCUCAAGGUAGACGAACAAAUCGACCAGUUCAAUGACUUCAUGUCGCAGUUCAAUGGCGUGAUACUGUCAGUGUGUCACGGAUUUGCCAUUCCAAUUUCCACCAUCAUGAGGGCCAUGGGAAACUUGAAACGGGAGCAACUGAAAAUUGUGUGUGCCAAUCCCAUGCAUGUCCAAUCCGUGGCCGAAUUUUGGCUUGAGAGAAAUAUCAGAGCAAGGCUAUCUACUGGUUUUUAUAUGGUAACAACCGCCAUCCAGUUAUGUGAUGAGGUGGAACUGUAUGGCUUUUGGCCCUUUUCGGAGCGAUUUGGGGAGAACAAGACUAGCGUGCCGUACCACUAUUUCGAUGAGUCCUCCUGCAAGACAUCGAACAGAGUUCAUACCAUGGAUAAAGAGUUCGCCAUCCUUGUACAGCUGCAUAAUCUUGGUAUUAUCCGUAUUAAUAUGGCAUCGUGCAGUUAACGAAAAAAGUAGCAUGUGUGAACUGAGUUUCCCCUUGAAUUGUCAAAGUGUAUUUGAUCAUAAUCGUCGAAGAGGGAGGGGGGAGAGGGACGGGUAGUAUUUGACACCUCCUCCCUCCCACCCCUCCCCCCCCCCCCCUACAACAUCCACCACGACUGCAGGGCAGUCGCAUUGUUGUGAAAAUACUGCUGUACCAUGGCGUGGGGGGGGGGGGGAUGGCUGUAAAAAAAAAUGUAAAAUGUGCCAUCCAGGCCGGAUCUUGCCGUCUUAAAAUCUAUCUAUCCAUGCAAAAGUUAUGUAUGCAAGUAUAUUCAUUUAAUUAGCAGCAAUUUUAAAUGUGUGUACAACUCUUUUUAAACUAGAGAUGGCGUAAUCACGUGUACAGUACUUUACUUCGUGUGCGUGUAUUUUUCUACGUAUGUGACUGACAAUUUUUAAGGCUCUAAUUGAGAACGAACUACGCAAGGAACCAACAACCCUCGUGAAGCAUACUGAAGGGAAACGUUUUCACUAGGUCUGCAAGAGCGACACCUGUGUGGCCGUUGUUCGAUAUGAUUGCAAUCCCAUUAGAUUAAUGACUGAUGCAUUGUAAUAUUAAUUGGACACGAUGCAGUGUCUGGCAUAUACAAGGCACUAGUGAUAUAGCCACGACGAUGUACACACUUUUUUUUUACUCGAAAGUAACAUGGAUUUAUUAAGCAACUAUCAUUAUAAGUGUAAAUAUUUUACCGUCAGUUUAUUACGAAGUAUCAGAUUGUUUCCUUAUGAAUGAGUCAUGAUUAUUAACGGAAUAAGAAAUGAAAGUAACACCUUUUGCAAUACUGAAACUACCUUAUUUUGCCUUUCUAUAACUGAAAUGACAAUGUUUUCAGUACAUAUUUCAUAAAUGAUAUUUAUGCAUAAAAUAAUUUUACGUGGACAAUGUAUACGGGAUAAAAAAAAAA